Molecule: messenger RNA, 1631 nt
Organism: Nerophis lumbriciformis (worm pipefish)
Lineage: Eukaryota; Metazoa; Chordata; Actinopteri; Syngnathiformes; Syngnathidae
Biological process (GO): transmembrane transport
Cellular component (GO): membrane
Molecular function (GO): transmembrane transporter activity
Source: RefSeq, a predicted model, not a curated record
UCAUGUGGCCCCGUAUCAACUCCUUCAGAUGUCAAACCAUGGCUGACUUUGGAGCCAUGCUCAGGCACGUCGGAGAGUUCAGAACCUUCCAGAAGCUCAUCAUUUGUGCAGUUUCUUUCCCGACAUCAAUAUUACCUUUCGAAUUUGCCUGCUUAUAUUUCAUCCAGUCGGACCCGGAGCGGCAUUGCGACACGGACUGGAUCCUGAAGGCCGACGCUAACCUGACCCGGCAGGAGCAGCUGAACCUGACCGUUCCCCUGGAGCAGGACGGUUCUUUCAGCAGGUGUCGCAUGUUCGCUCCGGUGGACUGGGACAUCGGGACCAUCAGGGAACGCGGACUCUACGAGACCACGGUGUGCAAAAAUGGUUGGGUGUACAACAGUGAACUUUAUACAGCCACCAUAGUCACUGAUUUCGAUCUGGUAUGUGAUCGGGCUCAUUUACCACAACUGGCACAAACCGUAUUGAUGACUGGCAUUCUGUUUGGUUGUCUCUUAUUUGGACCUUUUGCUGAAUCGUUUGGUCGCAGACGAGCAGUUCAAAUUCCGAUGGUUGCAAACCUCAUUUUUAUUGUCGCCAGUGCCUUGUGCCCCAACUUCCUGCUUUUUCUGCUCUCCCAGUUUUUGAUUGGCGUUGGCUAUGGAGGUUUUCGGAUGAAUGCAGUUAUAUUAGCCACAGAGUGGAUUGGUCCGUCCAAAAGGUCUUGGGGAGCAUGCGUGACCCAACUAUCUAGUUCAGUUGGACAGACCGUCCUUGCUGGUCUGAUCUACGUCAUCAGAGACUGGAGACUAGCUCAGUUUAUCACCGCAGUUCCACUGGCAGUCAUUUGUAUUUAUAUAUGGUUCCUUCCAGAAUCCGCCAGGUGGUUGUUGGACAGAGGGAGGACAGAAGAAGCUAAAGAGUUGCUGUUAAAGGUGGCGGCUGUCAACAAACGCACCGUCACAGACUCUCUCCUGGAAAAGAUUGUCGUGAUAGAGAAAACAGAGAAAAAGAGCGGCGUUUCAAUACUCUUCCAGUCAUCUUUGCUUCGGAAGUAUUUCUUUAUCGUAUCAUUUGCAUGGUUCUCAGUGAAUGUUGGGUUUUAUUGCAUUUCAUUCAAUGUGGGGACCUUUGGAUUGGACGUAUUCUUGACACAGCUCUUGUUUGGUCUGACUGAAGUGCCUGCUCAGAUUCUUUGCCUGUGGCUGCUGGAAGUACUGGGGAGAAGAAUAUCCAUCAUCUCCACACUCCUGGCUGGGGGGCUCUUAUCUGUCUUGAUGCUCGUGGUCAGUCCAGGGUAUCCUGUUGCUGUAACUGCACUGGCGACGUCAGGGCGUUGCCUAAUGAACUGGGUCGCAUCCAUAUGUAAUGUUUACGUUCAAGAGUUAUUCCCAACAUCCUGUCGGCAAACAGCCUCAGGUUUUGGCUCUGUCGCAUGCCGGGCUGGUGGUCUGAUCGCCCCUUUGGUCAACAUGCUGGCUACGUACCACCGGUCCAUACCUAUCGUUAUCUUCAGCGGCCUGGCGCUGAUCAGCGGGGCUCUCGGCUUCAUGCUUCCCGAGACUCAAGGAAUUGAACUACCAGAUUCGACCGACGAUGCUGAGGGCAACAGAAGACGACCUGGAAAGUUGUAAAUAAAACAUUCACACCAA